Molecule: messenger RNA, 2776 nt
Organism: Poecile atricapillus (Black-capped chickadee)
Lineage: Eukaryota; Metazoa; Chordata; Aves; Passeriformes; Paridae
Gene: C1S
Product: complement C1s
Exons: 12
Coding region: 166-2319 (717 amino acids)
Biological process (GO): proteolysis; complement activation
Cellular component (GO): extracellular region
Molecular function (GO): calcium ion binding; serine-type endopeptidase activity
Source: RefSeq, a predicted model, not a curated record
AGGCUGGGAAGCCGCAUCCCACAGAUAGAGGGUGCUGCGAUAUUGCGGAUUAGAGCUCCCUCCCCCAGAACUCAGCUUUGGGUUAGUUUGGAGGAGGGUGCGCACAGGAAGAAAAAAGAGAGAAAGAAAAGAGAAGGGAAGAGACAAGAAAACCAGACGUGAACUAUGGAGAGAAGUUUUUUGUUCCAGAGUGUAGCUCCAAAGUCCAAUUCCUGGAGGUUUUCAGAAAGGAAGAACUGCUUUUUCCAGAUGUGGUCCCUGAUCUUCUUCUGUCUUCCUGUCUGGGCUGAUGCAGCCUCUAUGUACGGAGAGAUCUUGUCACCCAAUUAUCCUCAGGGGUAUCCCAAUGAUGUGAACAAAACUUGGCAAAUCCAGGUCCCUUUGGGAUAUGGUAUUCACCUUUAUUUCACACAUCUGGAUCUUGAACCAUCACAGGACUGCGAAUAUGACUUUGUGAAGAUUGUGUCUGGUGGCUAUGUUGAAGGCGUGCUUUGUGGGCAGAAGAAACAUCGUGCCCCAGGCUCCCAGAUUGUGGAGGAAUUUCAUGUCCCUUACAGCACUCUCACCAUGACAUUCCAAUCAGACUUUUCCAAUGAGGAGCGUUUCACUGGUUUUGCUGCCUACUACAUUGCUGUGGACUUGGAUGAGUGCAUGGAUUUUGUGGAUGAACCCUGCAGUCAUUACUGUAAUAAUUAUAUUGGAGGUUACUUCUGCAGCUGUCCACCAGAUUAUUUCCUCUAUGAAGAUAACAAAACUUGUGGAGUGAACUGCAGUGGCAAUGUCUUCACUGAGCCAACAGGGGAGAUUGCCAGCCCCAACUACCCCAACCUGUACCCAGAGAACUCUCGGUGUGACUACCGAGUGGCUCUGAGCCCAGGCUACUUUGUGGUGCUGACCUUCCGUAGAGAGGACUUCGACGUGGAGCCAGCCGACGCCAAUGGGAUCUGCCACGACAGCUUAACAGUUGUCUCUGGAAAACAGCGUUUCGGUCCCUAUUGUGGCAGCAAAUUCCCUGGUCCUCCUGAAAUCAAAACCAGGAGCAACAUUCUUGACAUAAUCUUCCAGGCAGACCAGGGCACACAGCACAAAGGCUGGAAAAUACGCUACUAUGGGGACCCUGUAACCUGUCCCAUGAGUGUCAUCUCCAACUCUGUUCUUGACCCAAAGAAGGACAGGUAUAUCUUAAAGGACAUUGUGAAGGUGACCUGUGUGGAAGGAUACGAAAUUGUGAGGCAAAGAGACAGCAUCACAAGUUUUUUCUCCAGCUGUCAGGAAAAUGGUGAAUGGAGCAACUCCCAUUUGAGCUGUGUUCCUGUGAACUGUGGUGAUCCCCCUCCUGUUGACAAUGCUCAGGCCUCAUAUGUCUCCGAACUCCAUGAGCCUCUGUACACGGCUGCUGUCCGCUAUCAGUGUGAGGCACCCUACUACACCCUAGAAAACAAAGAGCAUGUGAUAUAUCAGUGUUCAGCCAGUGGAGAAUGGGUCAAUGAAGAGAUGGGAACAAAGCUACCAAAAUGUGUCCCAGUCUGUGGGGUGCCUAGUAAUCCCAUCCGAGACACAGGAAGGAUUUUUGGAGGCACCCGUGCAGAAAAGGGCAACUUUCCCUGGCAGGUGUAUUUCAGUGACCCCAGAGCAAGUGGAGUGCUCAUCUCUGACAGAUGGGUGAUGACUGCAGCUCAUGUGCUGGAGGGAUACGACAAGCCCACCAUGUAUGCUGGGGUAAUCAAUGUUCGUAGAGAAUCCCUGAAGUGGGAAGCCCAAAAGCUUAUCCCUGAAGCUUCAUUCAUCCAUCCUGAUUGGAAGGAGGAACCCACAGAAACCAGGAUCGAUUUUGAUAAUGAUAUCGCACUACUGAAGCUGAGGGAUCCCGUGAAGAUGGGUCCAAACAUCUCACCCAUCUGUCUUCCUGGUAAAUCACCUGAAUAUGAGCUGCAAGAAGGGACUCUGGGCUACAUUGCUGGAUGGGGCCAGAGAGAGAAAGGAAGACUCCCUGCUGAUCUUUGGAAGGCCCAGAUUCCCGUGGUGAACAUGGACAAGUGCCGAUCUGUGAAACCAGACAACUACGAUGGUUCCGUUGUUUACAUAUUCACCGACAACAUGAUCUGUGCUGGUGGUGGCAAGGACAGCUGCCAGGGGGAUAGUGGUGGAGCCUAUGCCAUCCAGGAUCCUCUGAACACCACCCGGUACUAUGUGGCAGGGCUCAUCUCCUGGGGGCCAAAAUGCGGCACCUUUGGUCUUUACACCAAGGUGGCGCGCUACGUGGACUGGAUCAGAGAGACCAUGAGCGAGCACGAGGAUGAGGAAGCUCAGCAGAAAUAGCUGUUCCUCCUUUCAGCACCGUCACCCUUUCUAAAUGGGAUGGCUGCAUGUUUGGGCCGGCUGUGACCCUGCUCACUCUGUGUAUAUAGUGGGCAAUAUAUAACACAUUACAACUCAUCGUGCCUAUGCUGAGGGGAGAGUCAGGAGCGUGGAUCUGUUUCUCUCUCUGUCAUCAUGUCUGGGAAGGGAAAUGCCCUUUCUUUCACUCAUAGUAGUGUAAAAGGAAGACAUUAUUCUGAAUAAAGAGACUCCUUCUGCUUUCUUUCAUUUUUUUUUCUAUCCUAUCUUUUCCCACUUGGAGAAGACCUAGCUGUGCCCCAUUGAAACCAGACAGGGAGGUUUCCAUGAAGACAAGAGAGAAUAAUUGUUGGUUCCCAGGGAAGGCUCAGAGCCUGAUUUCUGAUUUAUGUAUUUCCUGACCUGUUCAGACUAUCUAACAGCAUUAAAGAAUGUCCAA